This is a messenger RNA of Sorghum bicolor (sorghum), 1485 nucleotides long. RefSeq names its product tryptamine hydroxycinnamoyltransferase 1. The record is from RefSeq and is a predicted model, not a curated record. Gene Ontology annotation, molecular function: acyltransferase activity, transferring groups other than amino-acyl groups. NCBI's taxonomy places the organism in Eukaryota, Viridiplantae, Streptophyta, Magnoliopsida, Poales, Poaceae. The transcript has a single exon. The coding region runs from base 23 to 1384 and encodes 453 amino acids.
CGAGCGCUAGCUAGCUCUAGCAAUGGACGUGCAGGUGCAGCGGACCUUCGUGAUACCCGCGCCGGCGUCGGAGCCAUCAGCGGAGGUGCCGCUGACGGUGUUCGACCUCGUGGCGCCGACGUACCACGUCACCGUGCUGUUCGCCUACACGGCACCCAACCCGACCAACGCGGCGCUCCUCGACGCGCUCGCCGCCACGCUCCCGCGCUUCCCGCUCCUCACCGCGCGCCUCGUCGCCGGCGCCGGCCACCGCCGUCGUCGCCCGUUCUUCGUCACGGGGAAGGGCGGCGCGGGCGCGCUCGUGGUCGAGGCCACGGUGCCGUCCGCACUCUCCGACCACCUCCCACUCGCUCCUGCCCCGGAGCUCGCGAGCCUCCACGUUCCGGUUCCCGCGCCGCCGCCACAACACCUGCUCAUGCUCCAGAUCAACCGCUUCGCGUGCGGGGGUCUCGUCGUCGCCACGUCCGCGCACCACCAGGCCGCCGACGGCUACUCCAUGUCCACCUUCUUCCACGCGUGGGCCGACGCCGUCCGCGCCACCAACAACAACACCGGCGGCGGUCUACUACCACCACCGGCGCCGUACGGGCCGAGCGCCAUCGUGCCGCGCCGCCCGCCGCGGUGCGAGUUCGAGCACCGCGGCACCGAGUUCCUGCGCGCCGAGGACGCCGCCGCCGGUAAGCCAGCGCCGGUCCGGGUGGAUCCUUCGGAGAUCGCCAACGUGCUGCUGCACCUCCCGAGCGAGUUCGUGGCGGGGCUCAAGCAGGCCGCCGCCACCGCGCCGCAGCAGAUGAUGAGCCGGCCGCCGUACACGACCUUCGAGACCGUCUCGGCGCACCUGUGGCGGAAGAUCACGCUGGCGCGCGGCCGGGCCGACGACGCGUCGCGCACGGCGCUCAACGCCGCGGUGAACGGCCGCGCGCGCCUCGCCGGCGCCGACGAAGCCGUGGCGCGGGGCUUCUUCGGGAACGUCGUCCUCACGGCGAGCGCCGCCACCAGCGCCAGGGACCUGGCCCGCGGCACGCUCGGCGACGCGGCGGCGCUGGUCCGCGCCGGCGUGCGCGCGCGCGACCGCCACUACUUCCAGUCGUUCAUCGACUUCGGGGAGCUGCACGGCGGCGAGGAGCUGGAGCCCACGGUCGGGGACGACGACAACGUGCUGCUGCCGGACGUCGCGUCCGACAGCUGGCUGCACCUGGAGCUGCACCGCCUGGACUUUGGGUGCGGCGGACGGCUCGCCGGGAUCCUGCCGGCGAAGGUCCCGCUCGACGGGGUGGUGGUGCUGAUACCCAGCCUGCGGAAAGGCGGUGGGGUGGACGUGUUCGUGGCGCUGUGGGAGAAGCAUGCAAAGGAGCUCAUGAAUAUUGCUUACACCAUGGAUUAGAGAAGAAAACAUCCAUGACAGCAUCAGCGCCAUGACAACAGUCGAAACAUAAGUGGCGACGGAAACUAUUUACUGCCUAUAUAUGCAUGCGGGAAGGAAUA